Messenger RNA from Dimorphilus gyrociliatus, 1822 nucleotides. The record is from the annotation of a GenBank genome assembly. NCBI's taxonomy places the organism in Eukaryota, Metazoa, Annelida, Polychaeta, Dinophilidae.
CUUUAAGGGCGGUUCAAGAUAAAUAGAGAAAUGGAUGACCACCCAAGUUGAUAUAAUUAAGGUAAAGAAGCAAAGGAGGAAGAAGCAAAUAGGAAAAGAUGGUGAUAAUUUCCUAUGAAACACAACUAAUAAUGUAGGCAAUUUCCGCGGCAUGUUUUGCAGUCGGUACAGUUAUACUCAGCGUAGUAGAGAGUUUCGAGUUAUAUGUACUAUGAACGUCCUGAAAGGUUGCGGAUUAUGCUUGGGAAAACAGAGUGAAAUUUAUAGUCGUUUGGGAAGAUCUAGGCCGACAAGUAUAUGGGUGGAUAGAUCAUGGAGUACUACAUUUUCGGAUAUCGAUAGACCAAGAAAAGCUUUAUCACUGAGCGAUUACGGAGAUUUCGAAGCAAGUUCUGCAUCGACAGAUGGAGCGUUCUGCAAUUUAUCGGAGGGCGCCUUAGACAGAUAUAGGGACUCGUUAGAGGGCGCUUCUAUAGCAUCUAAAAUAACAAGAUUUGAAAAUUUUUCGAGCCGUAGUUCUCCUGGAAGAUGUCCUAAAACUGUGAGGGCAGCGCCACCGCCAACAAUUCCGAGGCCAGCCAAUCUUCCACCGCCAAAUAUCUACUACGAGACGACAGUAAAAAAGAAACCACCACCACCACCACCGCAAGUAGACGACGACGUAUUGGAACUGGAUAAAGUUCUAAAAGAACUGCAAGAAUUUAGCGCUCAUUUAGAUAAGAACAUUCCAGCAGAUGCUAAACCGAAGAAAGAGGAAAACUCAUAUACCAACGGAAAUCACGAUUCGAUAUUUUCUGAAAUUAGCUCUGUAACCUCUUCGCAAGAAUCGCUUAUUCUCAAAAUGAAAGAGCAAAGAGAGUUAAGGAAAAAGGAUGAAGAAUUACAUACUAAAGAGCAACAACGCCUAGACGAAAUAGUCCAUAUGUUUGAAGAGUACCGCCUGAACGGUAAUAAUGGAAAGGCCGAGAUUUCAUAUAUAACCGAUGAACACGAUUACGACGAAGUUUUCUCUUACGAACAAGAAAUGACUAAUAAUCAAAACUUACAAGAUAUCAAAAACUGCAAUACAAGUAAUACCGAUUCAGAGAAUCAGUUAAAUCAGAAAGAAAAUCUUAAAGGUGCAUUAAAGAAGACAACGACCGAAAGUGAAGAAUCGAGUAAUGGCAAUGGAGAAAUAUUUCUUAUGAGUGACAGUGAAAAUUUAUAUAAAACUGUUAAAAGCUCUCCUAAUCAGAAAGUUGAAAAAUCUACCAAGAAAGUUAGCAUUGAAUUAAGCAAGAAUAAAGAAUCCAAUUGUAAAUAUUCUCCAAAAUUUCUCAUUAAGAAAUAUGAUGAGAAUAAACCUUUGAAGAUAAUAGAGGAAAAACAAAAUCGUCCAUUAACGAGAUAUCUACCCGUCCCAGAUGGUGAACAAUUCGAUUUACGUUACCACUUAGAGACUUCCGGUCAUGGUUUAUCCGCCGACUUGGCCAUUUGCGUCAACAAAACAUCCUGCCAAGGCUGGCUGUAUAAACUUUCCGAGAGCAGACCCAGACGGUGGCAGAAACGCUGGUUCGUCUUAGACAGGAAUAAGAAGAGAUUAGCUUAUUACAGUUCUCGUCCAAGAAGUUUAUUAUCGUCUCCUAGAAAUUCUAUCAGCUUUGAUUUAAUAGAAGAAGUCUAUGUGAGAUGCGAACCAGGUCAAAGCUCACCUGGAAGUGCAUUUUGCGUAAGAACUAAAAGAAGAACACUGACACUUUGCGCAGCAUCUUCCCAACUCCGAGCAGUUUGGAUGGACGCCGUUUUCCUUGGUGGUGCUCACGCCUAUCGUUUCGAAGAGUAG